Neopsephotus bourkii (Bourke's parrot) is the source of this 283-nucleotide messenger RNA. RefSeq names its product H/ACA ribonucleoprotein complex subunit 3-like. Gene Ontology annotation, biological process: positive regulation of telomerase RNA localization to Cajal body; rRNA pseudouridine synthesis; ribosome biogenesis. Gene Ontology annotation, cellular component: box H/ACA snoRNP complex; box H/ACA telomerase RNP complex. Bases 42 to 236 code for a protein of 64 amino acids. Gene Ontology annotation, molecular function: telomerase RNA binding; box H/ACA snoRNA binding. The record is from RefSeq and is a predicted model, not a curated record. The transcript has 2 exons. NCBI's taxonomy places the organism in Eukaryota, Metazoa, Chordata, Aves, Psittaciformes, Psittacidae.
CUCUUUCCAAUCGUGCUCUGCGCGGCGAAGGCAGCGGCGCCAUGUUCCUGCAGUGCUACACCGAUGAGCGUGGGGAGCGCGUUUACACACUGAAGAAAGUGUCCCCGGGGGGGCACCCCACCCGCUCGGCCCACCCGGCCCGGUUCUCCCCCGACGACAAGUUCUCCCGGCACCGCCUGGUGUUGAAGCGGCGGUUCGGAGUCCUGCCCACACAGCAGGCACGGCCUCUCCUUUAACGGAGGGGCCGGCCCCGGCGAUAGCGGAAUAAACCCCAUGGGACACA